CUACGGAUUUUCCGCUGCAAACUUGACUGCUGUCAGUUAAAUUGCUGAUGGGAAAUCGUAAUCACUCAUCGACAGAUUGGUUCUGCAGUAUAUAUAAUCCUUACCCCAUGGGGUCACAGUAGAUAACAGGUUCACUUGAUUUGGUGGUCGUGCAAAUCGUCGUGUAAAACAUCUUAUUAUAUUCCUCGUUUAUGUAGUUUUAAUUUUUGCUAAAUUAUGGAAAAGUCGAAGAGUACAAUUAUUUUGAUCUUUCUGCUGCAAAUAGUUGUUUUGCUGUCCCUUUUCACAUGCGUGUAUUCAAGAGCACUCGGGUCACAUCGAAAUGGUUGGAAACCAGGCCAUAAAAAACAUAAAUAUAUUACGGAUUUACCUUGGGAUCCAGUUUUGAAGAAACGGGAGCAACUGCAUCUACUAGUAAAUAAAUCCGAUGAAUGCUGUCCGUCGGUCACAGAAAUAAUACAACCUUUAGGAGGAGUUUCCAAAGCAGGAAGAAUUCUUGAAUUGUAUCGCGAUCAAAACUCUACUCAGAGUUUCUACCAAACUUCUUGUAAAGAAGGAGUUAAGGGUCACCACUGCAGGUACAUAGAUGAUGACAGGCGUCAUCAUUCCGUUUGUGUCCAGAGGUAUACGUACACCUACGCCCUGGUGAGAGAGUUCAACUCGCAAGCACCUUGGAGAUUGGACUACAUCAGGAUACGAAGCGGCUGCUCCUGCGAGAUUCGCGUUCACGAAGAACAUUUCCACGGAAAGAAAAGAAAGCUUCUAGAAGAAGUCAUGUGAAGAGGAUUUUUGAAAUAAUUUUCAAUACCCCUAGAUAAAUCUCCACCGGCAAGUGUUACAGGUGAUUGUCUAGUCAGCUACUGUGAUCCCCUUCGGCUGCUUGCAGUUCCAAACAGUGGGUCAUACGUACACUGAAAUUCUUCCAUUGAAUCCAAAACAUAACUGAAUGCGUAAAUAAGGAGAUAUAAAUAUGGAUAUUCCUAACAGAAAUUCUCGAAUAUUGAGGCGAAAGAUUUCCAUAUUUUAUUUUAAACCUUACAUGAUAUUUCUCAUCGAUGAUAAAAAUGACUAAAACUUGCCAGGCUGUCUUAUGCUGUUUCAUUAUCUUUAUUUUUAUUUAAAGUAGCAGAAACUUCUAUUAUGUAAGCGUGAUCCGCGUUAUAAACUUGCUCUCUUGGAACUGCAGCUGCUUUUUAAGCCGGUUGUAUUAAGUCUAGGGGCCUUACAAUUACUGCUUGAAAGUCAUAUCGGUAAGCAGGAAGUUAAAUGGAAGUGAUUCACCAAGCUGUUUCAGAUAUUUCGGCAAAAAGACGUUACCUAGACGUUAAAAAGACGUUAUUUAAUUUGAUGUACAAUGAUGACUAUCUAAAUAGUCCUGGAAUAUGGGCAUUUAUAGAGUGUUGCCAUUGUUUAUUUCCUCAAUAAUUUUAACAUCCAUCACAAACUUGAUAAAAAUCACAAAAAGAAUUACAAAAGUUUACCCUCAGAGGAAUAAAUGCUAGGCAGGUAUGGAUAUAAAUUACACAGUUUGACUCAAUUAACUUUCUUUUAAUUUCACUUGUAUUCACCUCAUUCAUGUUUAUUGUAAAACUGCACUGAUAUUUUGAAAUUUCUCGAAGUUAUGCUUUAAUGUUUAACAACUGUGACUGAAAUGAAAUCUUACGUAAAAAGUAUUUAUUUCAUCACCUGCGAUAUCGCAAUUUUCCAUUUGUGUAAAUGUUGUAGAUUAUUGCAUGUUAUAUUUAUUUAUUUAUUCAUUCUUCAGUUUUUCAUUUUAAUGUUAUAAGCUAUGUAUACAAAUAAGAAUAAGCAUGCUAGAAAAAGAAAUAUGCUAAGUUCUGGAAAGAACUUUCUACGUUCAAAAUUAUUCGUUUCGUAUUUAAACUCGAAUAUCUAAUUUAAUUAUAUUUUGCUUUGAGAACAGCAACUUUAAAUAAUACAUUU
This is a messenger RNA of Stegodyphus dumicola, 1944 nucleotides long. RefSeq lists its product as uncharacterized. Gene Ontology annotation, biological process: innate immune response; central nervous system formation. The record is from RefSeq and is a predicted model, not a curated record. Gene Ontology annotation, cellular component: extracellular region. NCBI's taxonomy places the organism in Eukaryota, Metazoa, Arthropoda, Arachnida, Araneae, Eresidae. Gene Ontology annotation, molecular function: growth factor activity; Toll binding.